AUGCAGCUUCCGCCGUCAACCUGCCCAAUCAGCGAUUGGUCAGCAGAUCUGGCCGGCUGGCGCAAUGGUAGCGCAUCAGACUUCUAUCUCGUCCGCGACGUGUGGUUAUCUGGGGGUUGUGGGUUCGAGCCCCACUUACCCCUCGGUCUCUUGAACGCCGCCCAAGGGCACCCUAUGCUCGUCGAGCUGAAGAACGGCGAAACACUCAAUGGCCACCUGGUCAUGUGCGAUACCUGGAUGAACCUCACAUUGAAGGAGGUUGUUCAAACGAGUCCGGAAGGCGACAAGUUCGUCAAGAUACCCGAAGUCUACGUCAAAGGAAACAACAUCAAAUACCUACGAGUACCCGACGACAUCAUUGACGUUGUGAAGGAGAACCAACAGAACCAGCAAGGAGGAUUCCGCGGUGGCAGAGGUGGAUCGAGAGGAGACCAUGGCGGCCGCGGAGGUGACAGAGGUCGGGGCAGAGGCCAGGGCCGUGGAGGCAGAGGAAGAGGUAACCGUGGUGGUGGUGGUGGUGGUGGUGGUGGUGGGCAAUGA
Colletotrichum tamarilloi is the source of this 540-nucleotide messenger RNA. Its product is annotated as small nuclear ribonucleoprotein. The record is from RefSeq and is a predicted model, not a curated record. Lineage: Eukaryota; Fungi; Ascomycota; Sordariomycetes; Glomerellales; Glomerellaceae. The transcript has 4 exons. The coding region runs from base 1 to 540 and encodes 179 amino acids. Gene Ontology annotation, cellular component: U6 snRNP; P-body; spliceosomal tri-snRNP complex. Gene Ontology annotation, molecular function: U6 snRNA binding. Gene Ontology annotation, biological process: mRNA splicing, via spliceosome; P-body assembly; nuclear-transcribed mRNA catabolic process.